Messenger RNA from Theileria annulata, 2460 nucleotides. RefSeq lists its product as uncharacterized. The record is from RefSeq and is a predicted model, not a curated record. NCBI's taxonomy places the organism in Eukaryota, Apicomplexa, Aconoidasida, Piroplasmida, Theileriidae. The coding region runs from base 1 to 2460 and encodes 819 amino acids. The transcript has 3 exons.
AUGAAAUUAAAAUUAAUAUUUUUAAUUUUAAUUGAUUUGGUAAUUUGUUUGAAUAAUGGAUUUCCAAAUUUUGAUAUAAUGAAUAAAAUAACAAAUUUGAAUCCAUUGAUAUUAGAUAUUGGAUUAGAAACAUCAAAUGAUAAUUAUAAAUAUAUAGAAACAAUUUAUGGUUCAAUUUAUAUACCAAAUGAUGGUUUUGGAUUUUAUAAAAUAUUUUAUCUUAACAAUGAUAAAAAAAUUAUUAUUUAUGAAUCUAAUAUUUUUAAUGAAUUUAUUAAAAAAAUUUCUUGUAAACGUUUUUUUAAUAAUAUUAUUUCCAUAUUAUUAUUUUUAUUCAAUGGAAAUAUUUUACAAUUUACUAAUCAUAAACAUUUUUGGAUAUUAAAUAAUCAAUUAUUAUUUAAUAUUACAAAAUAUAUUUAUAACUCCGAUACGGUGCUUGGUCACACGGAUAGUACUAGUCCAACCAUGAGUACUACCAAUAGUACUCUGGGUACCACUGGAGCAAGCACCGUUACUCAGGGAAAGAGAGCUAAUUUUACAGCCACCGAGUGUACUAUGGGAAAGGGAGCUAAUUUUACAGCCACGGAGUGUACCACUAAUACUACUACUAAUACUAGUGGUAUUAAUACUGUGGAAGAUCCUUUUGGUGUUAAUGGUAUUAUUGGACAUGUACCAGACACCGUAAUGGAAAAAACCAAUGAAAUAAUAACAUAUAAAUUAGAAAAUGGUAAAUUACAAACAAUAAAAACAGAAAUAAAUGAAUUUAAACCUAUUGAGAAUAAUUUUAUAAAUAAAAUUAUCUUUACAAAUAAAUUUACAGGAAUUGAUUUUACUAUUUGGGAAUCCAAUAUUUGGUAUACAUCUGCUAAACAAAUUACUUUAAUUUCAUUAAAAACUUAUAACCACGUUACGGUGCUUGGUCCAACGGGUACUGGUCCAACGGGUACUGGUGCUACUACUGGCUAUGGACCUAGUACUAGUACUAAUGUUAACAAUACUAUUGGUGAUAUUACUACUGGAUAUGGUGGAUAUAGUACUGGUAUUGAGGGAACCCCUUUAGGGGCUGGUACGGGAGCUGUUGGAGCUACUGGUACUGGUAGUACGGGUGGAGUUGGAGCAAGCACCGUAAUGGAGGAAAUAAAAUUAGAUAAAUUAUUAAUAAUAUUACAAGUAGAUAAUAAUUAUCGUAUAUUUAGAUGGGAUAAUAUAUUGAAUUUAUGGAUAGAUUUGAGUCUAUUAUCACCAAAACUUACAGAAAUGAAAUUUUAUCCAAAUGAUAUAAAUACAAAUAAUUUAUUUAAAAAUUAUUCGGUUUAUCUUAAAGGUUUAAAUUAUUGUGUUGAAUUUCAUUAUUCUAUUGAUUUCUUACGAUUAUUCACACCCAAAUUAAUACAUACUUUUGAAUAUAAUUUUAUUAAUAAUACUGUUAAUAUUAAUAAUAAAAUUUUUAAUUCUAUUAUCAAAAUUAAUGAAAUGAGUGAGGAAUUGGAAUUUGAAAGAAAUGAGAAUAAUUUGGGUAUAGAAUUGGAUAUAAGUUUAAAUGAAAGUUUUUAUUAUUAUAGUAUUAAAAAUGGUCAUUUUAGACAAUUUAUACCAUUAAAAGGUUUUGCAUUUAAUAAAGUUGUACAAUCUAAUAUUAAUAUUAAAUAUUAUCUACAAUUUUACAAUACAGCGUCUGGUCCCACCAAUACCACUAAUACCACUACCACUACCAGUAAAGGUACUCAUAGUACUAAUAGUACUACUAGAAAGAGAGCUAAUUCUACAGCUACAGAGUGUACCACUGGAAAGAGAGCUAAUACUAAUAGUAGUAAUCCUAAUACUAGUACUGAGUAUCCUACUGGACCAAGCACCGUAACUAAGGAUACUACUAUGGGUACUAGUAGCGAGGGGGUUGAUGUGGAAGUUGGUUGUCGUGGACCUGAUACCAUAACGAAUACUGUUACUGAAGAUACAGUAAUGGAUUUAAGAAUGAAUAAAAUAAGAAGAAUAAGUAGAGUAAUAUGGUGUUGUAUAUUAAAAGGUAGUUAUUUAUCAAGAGUAUAUAUAUAUGAAAAUGAUAAUAUGAAAUAUUUAUUAUUAUAUAAUAAAAGAUUUUAUUAUUUCCUAUAUAAAUGGGAAAGAAAUAUAAAUUUAUGGAUAAAUAUACGUAUAAAACAUAUUGAUCCAAGUAAAUUUAAAUUUUAUAAUACAAGAGUACCAAUAACAAAUGAAAUACAAAUAAAAUUAAAUGAUUUUAUAUUUGAAAUUACAUAUGAAGGAACUUGUACAAAAUUAUCUUAUAAUAAAAAAAUUUUCUGGACUAGAAUCAAUUCAAAUUUCAAAGUCUUGAUCAUUAAAUUAUUAGAAAAUAAAAUCAAUUUACAUUUACAAAAUGGACAAGUCUUAAGAUAUCAAUUAAUUAAUAAUGAAUUAAAAUUAUAUCAAAUACAAUUAUCCAAUUAUACAUUUACGUAA